AUGGUGAUUUCUACGAAACCAUUUUUGAUUCUAAACCUACUACUAACAAUCACAUAUAUCUUCCUCUGUACGCCUUACUCCUCAUCCGUCGUUGCCGCCAAUAUAGUCGCCGACCUCCACUCCCUACAAUCACAAUUCCCUUCCGGUAUCAUUCGCCUCAACGAAAGUAUUCUCUACAGAAUCUUCAAUGCCAGCCCUAGAUCUUUCUACUUGAUCAUCUUCUUCGAUGCUAUCCAACUCCACAAUAAACUAAAGCCAAAUCUCAAAACUAUCAAAUUUGAAUAUGCCCUAAUUGCCAAAUCCUUCUCCAUCAACAACCAAAACUCCUCAAGUCUUUCCAAAAUCUUCUUAUGUGAUCUUGAAUUCAGUGAAUCUGAAAAAGAUUUCCUCUGA
Lactuca saligna is the source of this 393-nucleotide messenger RNA. NCBI's taxonomy places the organism in Eukaryota, Viridiplantae, Streptophyta, Magnoliopsida, Asterales, Asteraceae. The record is from the annotation of a GenBank genome assembly.